This is a messenger RNA of Linum trigynum, 2240 nucleotides long. The record is from the annotation of a GenBank genome assembly. Lineage: Eukaryota; Viridiplantae; Streptophyta; Magnoliopsida; Malpighiales; Linaceae.
AAUGUUUAGACCAUAAAAUAUCAGCGAUUAGGUUUACCAAAUUAAACCCGGGUUUAGCCCGCUAAUUCGCUGAAUGAUUACUUUCACGCGUAAACAUAUGAAUCGUCGCCGACAAAUUUCCCAAUUGUUGCCUGGCGCCUGGUUGACCGCCGCUGCAUGGCAAUUCCUCUCCAAUAUAAUAAACUGAAACUUCCCGCCGGCCGGAAUUGACUCCUCCUCCUCUUCCUUCUCCUCUUCCAUUCAUAAACCAAAAAACCAUCACAAUACCAGAAAAUUUCAUCACAACCCAGUUUCUUCCCCCCACCAACCUCUCUCACAAGUUUUCCCUCCCCAUCCAUCGCCGGCGCCAUGCAUACUCUGCUCGCCGGCGUCGCAAUCCUACUCCCCACCUUCCUCCUCCUCCGAUUCCUCGCCACCACAUCAAUCCGCCACAUCGUCAUCGAAUCCUGCCGCGCAAUCGCCGACCGUCUCCACCUCCACCAAGCCUACACCGUCCCCCAAUUCGACCCAACAACCCUCCUCCCAAAUCCGCUCUACUCCAAAGUCGCCGCCUACCUCUCCUCCCUCCAACACUCCGAUUCCUCCGCCGCCACCAACCUCCUCUCCGGCUCCAACCCUUCCCACGACAUCAUCCUCUCCCCGGACCCCAACCGCCACGUCAUCGCCGACAGAUUCCUCUCCGCCCCGCUCUCCUGGUCCAACCACCCUGCUUCUUCCCCUGCCUCCGGCUGCAAAUUCGUCCUCUGCCUCCGCAAGAAGGACAAGCGGCGGAUCCUCCGCCCCUACCUCCAGCACAUCCUCUCCGUCUCCGAGGACGUCGGCAGGGAGAUCAAAUCAUUCACCAACCACUUCGUCCCCUCCGCCGCGGCCGAAUCCCCGUGGAGGGUGGUUCCGUUCGCGCACCCUGCCACGAUGGAGACGGUGGUGAUGGACGCGGAUCUGAAGGGGAAAGUAAAAUCCGACCUCGAAUUGUUUUUGAAAUCGAAGCAGUACUACCACCGCCUCGGCCGCGCCUGGAAAAGGAGCUACCUCCUCCACGGCCCACCGGGGACGGGGAAAUCGAGCUUCGUCGCCGCCAUGGCGAGGUUCCUCUGUUUUGACGUUUACGAAAUCGAUUUUUCGAAAUUGGCGGGCGAUUCGGAUCUGCUCGCGCUCCUCUCGCAGACGACGCCCCGGUCGGUGGUCGUGAUCGAGGAUCUCGAUCGGCUUCUGGCGAAUUCAUCGGGGAAUUUGAGUUUGAGCGGAUUGUUGAAGUUUAUGGACGGGAUUGGGUGUGAGGAGAGGGUGAUGGUUUACACGAUGACUUCCAAGGACGGAAUCGACCCGGCGGUGCUGCGGCCGGGGAGAAUCGACGUUCAGAUCCAUUUUCCCCUUUGUGAUUUCCCGGCGUUCAAGACCCUGGCCGGAAAUUACUUGGGGGUGAAGGAACACAAGCUGUUCCCGCAGGUGGAGGAGGUGUUUUUGUCGGGGGCUAGCUUGAGCCCUGCGGAGAUCGGAGAAAUCAUGAUCGCGAACAGGGGGUCGCCGAGCCGGGCGCUGAAAUCGGUGAUCACGGCUCUCCAGGCCGCCGACGCCGCCGCGAGCGACGCUCGGGCGGUUCGGUUGAUGAGGGAGAGCAGAGCGUCGGCUCUGCCGCCGACGGCGGCAGCAGCAGCAGGGGAUGACGGAGGAGGAGUGUUUUGCAGGGAGAGCGUCCACACGGUGAGGGAGUUCAGGAAAUUGUACGGGCUGUUGAGGAUCGGUAGCCGGCGGAAGGAGGAGAGCUCUGUUCCUUCGUCGGAACUGGGCGGCGGCUCCGGCCCGCUGGAGAAGGAAGGGAGAAUCGAUGGAGGUGGCGCGAAAUCUUAGUAUAUUCGUGAUUUUGCAUAAAAUCGUGCAAAACCAAGGAUUAUAGGUUACAUUAAAUUGAAAAAAUUCAUUUACAUGUGUAGAGAAGCAAUAAUCUCAUUCAAAAAGGAUUAUUGUUAGGCAUAUAUGUUUAAUCAUAUUUGUAGAUUAUUAUUUGAUAUAAAAAACCGAAAUUCAAUUUACACAUUGAAUUAGAGAUGUAAUAUAAGUUUAUGAUGGUUAAUGAUUUCAUUUAGAGUGCAUAUAGAGUUGAUCUAAGAACAAAUUGGACCCAAUCGAUGUUGAAAUGUUCAUUUGAUAGGAAGUAUCUCUUAUCAUUGUUAUAUUGAUUUUGUAUUUUAUAUGUUUAGUGAUGCGCGCACAAUUUUAUUAAGUAAAUUAUCGGUUGUAUU